Molecule: messenger RNA, 2463 nt
Organism: Tuber aestivum (summer truffle)
Lineage: Eukaryota; Fungi; Ascomycota; Pezizomycetes; Pezizales; Tuberaceae
Source: the annotation of a GenBank genome assembly
ACCGCAUUCGUCCCAAUUCAUCCGCCAAUAAUAAACACGUGGAGAUUGGGACCACCAUUAAAAAAAAUUUCUUGAAUUCUCCCCGGUUUGUUUGCUUGGCCUUUCCAACCCCUUUGCAGAGAAUUCACGAUAAAACGGUGACCGCGAUCACUUACGGCCCCUCAUCGGAUCAGAUCAAAAGAGGAAAAAAAGAGUAAGAAAAGGUGAAGGAAGGAAAGAGAAGAAAAGGACAAGAAGGUUCCAUACAUGAACGAGCGGGAGAGCCAAAAGGCUCGCGAUGAGCGCCUAUUGAGGCUCUUCAACAACCUGGACACACGCAGCGAAGGUCAUUUGGACCUAGAGGGGUUGAGGCGGGGUCUCAAGAGAAUUAACCAUCGUGAGUUUAAUCACCUACUUCCUUUUAACCACCCCGCUUAAACACCCUUGAAUGGGAGCCCCCACAGUAUAAACGAUCCAUUUUCUGAAUCAUUGUCGGCCUGUGACAGCUCUGAAGGACGCGGAACAUCUAUUGCACGAUAUCCUGGAAGCAGUCGAUACAUCCAAGGAUGGCCUUAUUCAGUAUUCAGAAUUCAAGCACUUUUUUGAGAGUGCUGACCGGGAGCUAUGGCGCAUCUUCACUUCCGUCGACCUGGAUAAGAACGGAAAAAUUGAUAAAGCGGAACUCCGAAUCGCGCUUACCCGUGCUGGAUUAGUGGUGGAUACGAAACGGCUGCAGGAGUUCUUUGAUUCAAUGGACAGAAAUAAUGACGGUGUGAUAUGUUAUGAGGAAUGGAGGUACGAUCGCGGGAAACUAGCAACCCUGCUUACUUUUUCGCGGCAAUUGGUAUGUCCCGGGUAGUGCUGACGAGUUCAAGAGAUUUCCUCAUGUUCAUGCCCCAUGAGGCCUCCUUAAAAACAAUUUACUCCUACUAUCUUUCCACCGUGAACGUUAACCCAGAAGGUGACGUGAGUCUUAGUGAUGAGAUAAAUCACUUAGGACUAGGUAAAACCGGUUUCAAUUCUUCCGAUCUUACUCUCAAUAUAUCAGGUUACCCCAUUACAGCCCCCGCAUGCUGGCCCGGUUUGUAGGUGCCUUCGGAAGGAAUGUGCUAAUGUCAAUGUUUGGCUAGGCUACUUUCUUGCAGGCGGUAUUGCGGGUGCAAUUUCGAGAACUGCCACGGCGCCAUUCGAUCGUAUAAAGGUUUACUUGAUUGCGCAGACUGGCAAUUCAGCGGCGAAGAAAGCGAUUGAGGCUGUGACGCAAGGUGAAGCCGUCCAGGCUGCAAAAAAAGCUGCAGGGCCCAUCAAGGAUUCCAUCCGGGCCUUGUGGAGAGCGGGCGGGGUCAGGUCCUUCUUUGCGGGUGGGGACAACACAACCCUGAGAUUCGGUGGGGGGCUUUCUAACGUGGACAGGUAACGGAUUGAAUGUUGUAAAGAUCCUACCCGAGUCUGCGAUUAAGUUUGGCUCAUUUGAGGUAGGCUAUGCGCCUCUACAUGAUCCACCAGACGCUUCCCUAACAUGAACAAGGCUGCGAAACGAGCAUUCAGUAGGCUCGAGGGAACCAGUGAUGCAUCAAAUAUAUCGCCAAUUUCCAGAUUCUUGGCCGGAGGUAUUGGUGGUGUUGUCUCUCAGUAUGCCAGCAUUAUCUCGAAGCUGAAAUAUCAACCCUAACCGAUGGUCUAGAUUUUCCAUAUAUCCUAUUGACACUCUGAAAUUCCGAAUGCAAUGUGAACUGGUUGAAAAUGGAUCCACCGGGAAUAGGCUUAUUCUCGAGACGUUCCGAAAGACCUGGACUAACGGCGGCCCUCAUGCAUUUUACAAAGGCCUUCCACUAGCUUUAAUCGGGAUAUUCCCUUACUCGGCCAUUGAUCUGGGUACAUUCGAGUAUAUGAAGAGGUCAUACACAGCACGGAAAGCUAAAAGGUUAAAGUGCGACGAAAAGGACGUGGAAGUGCCGAAUUGGAUAGUUCUCGGAAUCGGUGCUACUAGUGGUAGUGUGGGGGCUACCGCGGUAUAUCCCAUCAACGUAUUAAGGACAAGACUGCAAGCGCAGGGGACAGCGCAACACCCGCAGACAUACACCGGUAUGUGGGACGUUACGGUAAAGACGUACCGCGCGGAGGGUUUCAGGGGGAUGUUCAGGGGUCUCACCCCGAAUUUGCUGAAAGUCGUACCUGCAGUUUCAAUCGUAAGGUUUCCAUUUUCCAUAUUAACCGUACUUCGGGUACUGCCAUCUCAUUACUAACACGUCUUCAGUCGUACCUUGUGUACGAAAACUCCAAAAAGACCAUGGGUUUGGGAUAGAGAUUCGCGAUACAUAGAUGUUUGCGAUCCCCUUCACAGUGCACACACUAUAGACAAGUUACAGCCUGAUGAUUAAUUUUUUUUUCCCAUUUCAUAAAUCCCCUCUUCAUUUCCCUCCAUUGGCCUAGGGUUCUCAAGGUAAAAGGUGUUUUUAUUUCAAUGCAUACUAGUAUAAUUUC